UCCAAAUGCAGUUUCUGUUUAAGUUUAAGUUAAAUAAAAUGAUCCUACGUGGAUAUUUUUAUGCUAUCGUUUACAGAAAUUACACAAUUAAUUGAAUAACAUAAACAGACAGACACACACACGUAUGGUCUGGUCUGUACUGUGCUACUUUGAGGGGUAAUGAUGCUGUUGCGUUAAAUCUAAUGAAGAGGCUUUUAUUUUGAAAUAGUGUCCCACCUGGGCGGGGGCGGUGUCUUUUGCAGUCAACUGAAAACACAGGGUGUGAACUUGUGUGUGUGGGAAAGUGUUUCACGAGGAAGCAGAGCAGCAGCAGGUGUGUGUGUGGGGUCAGGAGCGUAAAGGAUGUCUGUGACUCUCACCAAAGAGAAGGAGGUGACCGUCAUCACCAUAAAGGCCGACAACAAGAGCCUGUCUCCACCGCUGUGGCAAAUCCUGAGGGCUCUGUGCACCAGUGCCGUGUGCUGCUCCGUGAACCACGAGCUGAUGAAACCCUCCGUCACUGCGAUUCUUGGGACGAUCCAGAUCAUGUCGGGCAUGUUCAACAUGGCGCUCGGGCCGGGACGACCUUCCCUACACCCUUUGGAUCUGACUGAUAUUGGUGCUUCUUACUGGCUGGGUGUUGUGUACACUGCAGCUGGUAUCUCAUCCAUCUUGGCCGGACAGUACCCUUCUCCAUGCCUGGCGAUCUUCACCGUGAUCGUGAACAUGGUUGGUGCAGUGUUUGCCUUCACUGGCAUGAUGCUGUACAGCAUCGAACUGGGCCGAGUGUGGGUCUGGUCCCAUUAUGAUCGUCACAGCAUCAGUUUACAGAGUUUAUUGGUGAACUCUGAAGCUGUGUCCGUCCUGCUGGCCGUUCUCCAGCUGCAGGGUUGUAUUGGUGUUGCUGUUGUCUGCAGCAAGGCUGUGAUCGUAAUGAAGAAGAAAGAGGCUGGAGAACGUGUUGGAGAUCAGCAGCCGGAGUUACAGGAUAUGCUCCUGUCCAGUUCCUGUGCUUAGAGUUCGUCCUCCAAUCAAACCACAGAUCUCGUAGCUUUCCUCCUUUAUAGAUGUAGAUCUGCAGGUUUGUUAAGGUUUUGUUGGGCGAAGGAAGAGCAACUUUUCGCAAGUGCAAGUGUUUAAUUAACAGUUUCUGGGGCUGAGGAGUCUCAUUCAUUUCAACCCAACACGUUGCUGCAUGCAAAGCCACCUUACAUAUCUAAUACAACAUCACAACACUUUGUUUUUUCAAUGAACCUUUGAUUUAGUUUUAAAGUAGAUUUUAACUGCUGUGCAUGCAAUAAAAUCAAAGUACACAUUU
Molecule: messenger RNA, 1297 nt
Organism: Platichthys flesus (European flounder)
Lineage: Eukaryota; Metazoa; Chordata; Actinopteri; Pleuronectiformes; Pleuronectidae
Exons: 7
Coding region: 343-996 (217 amino acids)
Cellular component (GO): membrane
Source: RefSeq, a predicted model, not a curated record